Molecule: messenger RNA, 867 nt
Organism: Quercus lobata
Lineage: Eukaryota; Viridiplantae; Streptophyta; Magnoliopsida; Fagales; Fagaceae
Product: EG45-like domain containing protein
Exons: 4
Coding region: 118-549 (143 amino acids)
Source: RefSeq, a predicted model, not a curated record
UUUAAUUCAAUAAUUAAAAAAAAAAAAAGUAAAAAUCCUCUAAAUAAACUCGGUUUCACAGGGUCAGUUUCGUACCUCAUUCUAGACUCAUUGGUUCGUACUUCGUAAUACUCAAGAAUGUACAAGAUUCACCUUUUCAUUCAAAGCCUAUUUGUAGUUUUGACAUUUGAGCUUGUUUAUCUCUCUCAAUUCUCUCAUGCUGAUGUUGGCACAGCUGCACACUACAGAACCCCAUAUUUACCCACAGCCUGCUAUGGAAACGAUGCAACACAGUUUCCUUCGAGCAACCUGUUCGCGUCAGCCGGUGAGGGGAUAUGGGACAAUGGUGCUGCAUGUGGGAGGCAGUAUUUGGUUCGGUGCAUAAGCGCGGCUCACCCUAGAACUUGCAUUCCAGGACAGACAAUUCAAAUAAGGAUCGUUGAUCGUGCACUUAGUUCAGUUUCUAGGCCUUCCCGGCAUGGUGCUACCAUUGUUCUUUCUAAAACUGCAUUUAGGAUGAUUGCCAGACCUUCAACCUCAUACAUCAACAUAGAAUUCCAGCAGGUUUGAAGUGGAGAUGCAAUUGAGAUCCCAUCAUUGUUCUUCAAAGAAGUUGGAGGGGAAGAGAGUCAAUGUACUUGUUUGGUUUUAUUUUUUAUAAAAUCAGUUUGGCUAAUCAGCCUUAAUUUAUUUUAUUUUAUUUUUAUACAUCCAUUUAUAAAGUGUUAGUAUUUAUGUCAUUCUAGCCCACUGAGUUUGGGCCCAAUAUACUGUAUUUGUAGCAUAUUAUAUUACUUGUACUUCACGCAUAAUAUGUCUAUAUAAAACUUUUUAUUGUACGGUGUCAUACACAGAAUAUAUAUAUCAAUAUACAUAAUAUUUACUCUC